CUUUUGUUGAAAACGGAAAAAAAAGAAAUAGGAAAAUGAAAACAAAAUCAAGCACACUCUCGCUCUCGCAAUCUAUGAAUCUGUAAUCUGUCUCUCCCUCAGACUAAAGUACGCAGUAGGGCUUCUCUCUCUCCCCCUCUCAGCAAGGCGCACGUUAUUAACUUGCUGCCUUUUUAUCGUACGCCAUUUCGAGCGAGAUCUGUUCAGGGCAACUGUCGAUUCAUUUAUUUUGAUUGUUGUGGAAGGGGAGCCGUAGAGUGUGUGUGAGAGAGAGAGUUACUCAGGGUUAGGGUUUUGAUGCGUUGGCGUGGUUUGGGAGAUCCUGUGUUCGGGUUUGGGUUUUGGCUCCGGUUCGGACAUGGCCAAUCAUGGCUCUAAGUUUGUAUCCGUGAAUCUGAACAAGUCGUAUGGGCAGCAACAUCAUAGCCAUUACACACAUUUUAAUGGAGGCAGCGGCUCCUAUGGGCAGGUGCCUGGAACUGCUGGACGGGGGCGGGUCGGGGUUGGAGGUGGUGGAGGGAUGUUGGUUUUAUCUAGGGGACGAGGAGGUGCCCCCAAGGUUGCUCCAAAAUUAUCUGUUCCGCCUCCUUUGAAUUUGCCGUCGUUGAGGAAAGAACAUGAGAAAUUUGAUACAACCGGACCGGGUGGGCCAGGUGCUAGUGCUGGUACGGGGAGUGGAUCAAGACCUUCUUCAUCCGGGGUAGGCUGGAGCAAACCUAUCGCAGCUGCCACUGCAUUGCCAGAGAAGAUCGAUAGUGGUGCGGACACUCCUGGGGUUAAUGGAAUGAGUGAUGCAGCUGGGGCAAGUAGAGUUGGUUCUUAUAUGCCACCGUCUGCUCGUUCUGCAGGGGUUGGGGUUGUGGGUUCUGCAUCUGCAUCUCGAGAAUUUGUACCAUCUGCAGAGAAAGCUAUGCUUUUGAAAGGUGAGGAUUUCCCAUCUCUGCAGGCCGCAAGGCCUGUCUCAUCUGGGGCAUCACAGAAACAGAAGGAUGGGUUAAAUCAGAAGCAGAAGCAAGUCUUACAUGAGGAUUUAACUCAGGAUAAAGAGGAAAGCUAUCAUUUGGGUCCAAUGGCUGAUAUGCAUCCACCAGGACAGUCCUUGGGAAAUACUGGUGGAAAUCGGUUGGUGGAAAAUGGUGGUGCAGUCCACAAAAUUGUUGGUGGACGGAUGUCCAACCAAAUUAGGAAACAGGAAGAGUUUUUCCCUGAUCCACUGCCACUGGUUCGCAUGAAUCCAAGGUCUGAUUGGGCCGAUGAUGAGCGUGACACAGGUCAUGGAUUUGUGGAGCAGGGACGAGAUAUUGGAUUUUCAAACAACGGAAGUUAUUGGGAUAGAGAUUUUGACUUGCCAAGGCCCAGCAUUUUACCUCACAAGCCAGCUACAAAUCAGCAUGAUAGAUGGGGCCAACGAGACAAUGAAACUGGGAAAAAUAUUUCCAGUGAAGUCAUUAAAAUGGACCCGUAUAACAAAGAUGUGAGGACACCUAGUCGGGAAGGUAAGGAAGUCAGCAAGUGGAGAACUUCUAUUUCUAAAGAUGGAGUUAGCGAAAUUGGAAAUCAUAGAGUUGAUAUUGGUGCAAGAAUGACUGGUAAUAAUAUGGCAAAGGAGAAUAAAUACACCCCACCUCAUUAUGGAGACACCGUUCGAGAUGGCAGUGCCGCACUUAACAAGGAUUCUGCAUUUGGGAGGAGGGAUUUGGGACAUGUAGGACAGCAGAUGCAACGAAAUAGUUCAAUUGAUUUAUUUAAUAACAGAGGGGCUGACCGUAAUUCUCGGGAUCGCCAAGUCUCUGACCAACCUAAUAGGUAUAGGGGUGACAAUUUUCAGAAUAAUGCAUUAUCCAGACCCUUUAUUGCUUCUAGUGGGAGAAGGCCUCCUAUAACUGACCCCAUACUCACUAUGGGUCGGGAGAAACGAUUUUCAAAUAGUGAUAGACCCUUCUCAGAUGAUCCUUUCUCGAGAGACUACAGUUCUGCAGGGUUUGACGAAAGGGAUCUCUUCUCAGAUGGUCUUGUUGGUGUAAUUAAGAGGAAAAAGGAUGCCGCCAAAUCUACUCAUUUCCAUGAUCCUAUUCGAGAAUCUUUUGAGGCUGAACUUGAAAGAGUCCAGAAAAUGCAAGAGCUUGAAAGACAGAGGAUCGUUGAAGAGCAAGAAAGAGCUUUGGAGCAAGCUCGAACGGAAGAGGAGGAGAGACUGAGAAGAAUUAGGGAAGAGGAGGAGAGGCUGAGAAGGCUGGAUGAAGAAUCCCGUGAAGCUGCAUGGAGGGCAGAACAGGAGCAGCUUGAGGCUAUUCGAAAAGCUGAAGAGCUGAGGAUUGCCAGGGAAGAAGAGAAGAAAAGAAUUCAGUUAGAAGAAGAGAGGAGGAAACAGGCCGCGAGACAGAUGCUUCAAGAAUUGGAAGCUAAGAUGGCCAAAAGGCAGGCUGAAACUGCAAAGGUUGAUGCUUCUGUACCUAAAACAAUCGUGGAUGAGAAACUAAAAGCAACUGCAAAAGAAGAUCCUGUAUCUAGGAAUGUAGAUUUGGAAACCUGGGAAGAUGGUGAGAGAAUGGUGGAAAAUGUUAUGGCUUCAGGUUCGUUUGAUUUAUCUGCUCAUGGCAGACCUGCUGAGAUGAGCUAUCCUCCUAGAGAAAGUUCUUCAAACUUAAUUGACAGAGGAAAACCUAUUAAUUCUUGGAAAAGGGAUUUUCUGGAUUAUGGUGGUAGCUUCCCUUCACCUCAAUCAGAUCAAGAGACUGGUCAUUACAGUCCUCGGCAGGAUGCAGUAGCUGGUGGCAGAACAGGUCCACGAAGAGAGUUCCAUGGUGGACCUGGUUUCAUGCCGUCUAGGUCUUACUUAAAGGCCGGAGUGCAAGACGCUUACUCAGAUGAGUUUGGAUAUCAAAAAGAGCAAAGAUGGAAUCUUUCUGGCAAUGCUGACUCUUAUGGAAAACUCAAGGAGAUGGAUUUAGAUUUUCAGGAUGUCACAGAUAGAUAUGGAGAUAGUGGAUGGGGGCAGGGGCGCACUAGAAGUGGUACUCGUUCUCCUUACCCAGAGCGUUUGUAUCCUCAUUCUGAUGCAACUGAGUUUAAUUCUUAUGGGAGGUCUAGGUACUCUGUCAGACAGCCUCGCGUCCCUCCCCCUCCUUCACUUUCUUCAGUUCAAAAGACUAACCUUAGAGGAGUUAGUGAACACACUGACCCUUCAGCUUUUCUAGAUGACAGCAUUCAUUAUACUCAUGCUUCACGAACUGAUUCUGCCAGGGAGACAGAUUAUUAUGGCACUAAUCAUGGAGGUCCUGAGCCAUCUGAGUUUUUGGGAAUGUCGCUAGAAAAUAGUACUUCUGAACGCCAGAAAUUGAACAGUGGAUCGAGGUGUGACUCACAAUCUUCACUCUCUGUUUCCAGCCCCCCAACUUCUCCACCUCAUCUAUCCCAGGACGAGCUGGAUGCAUCUGGAGAUUCUCCUGUAACAUCAGCUCUAGCAGAAGGGAAAAACAAUUUACUUACUGGGACUGGAUCUGUUGCUCACAAUUGUGACUCUGGACAUAAUGCAAUGAUGAUUGUGCCAGAUUCUGUUUCAACUGUUGAGGAUGAAGAAUGGACUCUUGAAAAUGAAGAUGUGAUGCAGCAGCAAGAAGAAUAUGAUGAGGAUGAAGAUGGUUUUAGAGAAGAGGAGGAAGUGCGUGAUAGGGAUGUUGAGAAUCUUGAGCUGAACCAGAAGUUUGAUGGACUGGAACUUGAGCAAAGAGGCUCGCCUCAUGUGAUGGACAAUGUCGUCUUAGGUUUCGAUGAGGGUGUUGAAGUUGAAAUACCGAGUGAUGAUAUUGAGAAAAGUAUAGGGCAGCAAGAAAGAUCAUUUGGGAUGAAUGAUGGUUCUAUCAGCAUGGUUGAAGAAAGAGUUAUCGUUGAUGGGUUUCCCUCUGAUGAACAAAAUCUUCUGACGACAGAUGAUUCUCAUGGGACAAGUGCUGAUAGCUCCUCCCGGAAGGUACUGGAUACGUCAGCUUUGUCAUGUUCUAUUGGUCAACAUGUUGGUUCACCCUGUUCAGCAGCAUCAGCAGAUAUCUUAGAUGGUGCUGAUUCCUCUGUUAGCACUUGUUUAGCUUCCCAGCCAACUGUAUUUUCCUCAUCAGUUGAUGUUAGAACUGCGACAAGUCAGCCUAUUGCGCCAUCUGUAUCUUCUGCUGGAAGUCAGGGUGAUUUACCAAUCAAGCUUCAGUUUGGGCUAUUUUCUGGUCCUUCUUUAAUACCUUCUCCAGUGCCUGCUAUACAGAUUGGUUCCAUACAGAUGCCUCUGCACAUCCAUCCUCCUGUUGGUCCAUCCAUUACUCAUAUGCAUCCAUCACAGCCUCCCAUGUUCCAAUUUGGUCAGCUGCGAUAUACUUCUCCUAUCUCGCAGGGAAUUUUGCCAAUAGCCCCUCAAUCAAUGUCUUUUGUUCCGCCUAACAUGCUGGGCCAUCUUAAUCUAAAUCAGGAUGUUUCAAGCUCUGGAACUCACAAGCCUGCUCAAGAUGCUUCCAGACAGAACACAAACAAGGAUGAGACACCAUCUGUUUCAAUGAAUAAUCAGCCAAGUUUUGUUUCUGCAUCAUCUGUGCAAUCUAAUGGUGGCCUUCUUUUGGGUAUAGAUACAGUUUCAAAUGCAGACAGUCGUGAUGAGAAUUCUGCUGUCCAUGCAUCUACUACUGGGGCCUCUGGGCCUUGUGAUGAAAAAUUGAUGCCAAACUCUGGCUCACAUGCUGAAGAGAAAGGGAUGCAUCAUGCUGCUUCAAAGAACUAUCCACCAUCAUCAAAGGCAAGGGGAUCUGACAGACAGUCACAUCAUGUACAUCCAACGAUGCAGUCUGUUGCUGUUGAGAAAAAUUAUGGAGUAAGAGGUCUAGGUGCAUUAUCUGGUGGCAGGGGGAGAAGAUUUGCUUAUGCAGUUAAAAAUUCUAACACAAGAUCAUCGAUCCAGGAUCAUGAUAUGCUGGCAGAUUCAAAUGGAUUUCACAGAAGACCUCGAAGAACUGUCCAACGAACUGAAUUCCGGGUUCGUGAAAACAAUGACAGGAGACCAGCACCUGCAGUAGCUUCUUCUAGUGCUGCAGGCUUAGAUAAGUCUACAUACACUGGAAAAGCUGUGGGAGUUUUCACUAGAAGUGGGGCCAAGAGAGGUAGCAUGUCUAAUAGAACUAUGAAGCAUACUGAGCCCUUGGCAUCUGGUAGGCCGUUGUCCUUGCAGGUUGAUUCUGGAAAUAGGGAAGGGAAAGAAGUGGGAAAAGAUUUUUCGAGUAGGGGUCAGAAUGUCUCAAACCCUGGUGAAGCAAAUCUAAGGAGAAAUGCUUCUGAGGAGGAUGUAGAUGCUCCUUUACAAAGUGGUGUUGUGCGUGUAUUUAAACAACCUGGUAUUGAAGCCCCCAGCGAUGAGGAUGAUUUCAUUGAAGUCAGAUCCAAAAGGCAAAUGCUAAAUGACCGGCGUGAACAAAGAGAAAAGGAAAUUAAAGCAAAAUCACGGACCAAGCCACCACGUAAACCACGUCUUUCCAGACAAAAGGAUGUAGUCUCUAGGAGCAAUAAUAAACACCCAGUAGCAUUGGGCAGUGAAGGAAGUGUUGAUCCUCAAUUGGAUUUUUCUGUAUCUGAGAGCUCUCACUUUGGAAGUGGAGGAUCAACCGAAUUUGCUGCUUCAGCUUCACAGCCUCCAAUUGGCACUCCUCCUGUUAAUUCUGAAGCACAGACUAUCAAGCCUUCACAAUCAAGCUCUGUAUCUGCCGUUUCUAACAGUGGAACAAAAUGUGAACCUGGCGUCUUUGACAGCAAAAAUCAGGUCAUGUCUUUAAGCCAGACACAAAUUGAUGAGGCUAUGAAACCUGCUCGGUAUGAUUCACACAUUUCUGCUGUUGGAGGUCAUCCCAGCCCAGUUAGUGGCUCAGUCUUGCCAUCAUCUAUUUUGACGAAAGACAAAGCAUUUUCUUCUGGUGCAAGCCCAAUCAAUUCACUGCUUGCUGGAGAGAAAAUUCAAUUUGGUGCCGUUACAUCUCCAACAAUCCUUCCUCCUAGUACCCGUGUUGUAUCACAUGGGAUUGGUGCUCCAGGUUCCAAUCGACCUGAUGUGCAAGUAUCCCGCAAUUUUCCUGUAACAGAGAAAGACAAUUCACUUUUCUUUGAAAAAGAGAAGCACCCGAGUGACUCUUGCAUUCCACUACAAGAUUGUGAGGCUGAAGCUGAAGCAGCUGCUUCUGCUGUUGCUGUUGCUGCUAUCAGCAGCGAUGAGAUAGUUGGGAAUGGCUUAAGCUCAGUCAACGACAAAAAAACUUUUGGUGGUGCUGCUAUUGAUGGCAUUACAACAGGUGUGGUUGGAGAUCAGCACAUGACAAGUCAAUCACAGGGUGAGGAGUUGUUAAGUGUUUCUCUUCCAGCAGAUCUAUCCAUUGAGACAACACCAAUCUCCUUAUGGCCACCAUUGCCAAGUCCUCAAAGUUCUACAAGCCAGAUGCUUUCCCAUUUCCCUGCAGGUCCACCUUCCCACUUCCCCUUUUAUGAGAUGAACCCGUUGUUAGGGGGUCCAAUUUUUGCAUUCAGUCCACAUGAAGAAUCAUCUGGUACACAAUCACAACCUCCAAAGACUACAUCAUCCAGUUCUGCUCCUCUUGGUAACUGGCAGCAAUGCCAUUCUGGUGUGGACUCAUUCUACGGUCCUCCAGCUGGAUACUCUGGUCCGUUCAUUGGUCCUCCUGGAGGCAUUCCUGGGGUACAGGGGCCUCCGCAUAUGGUUGUCUAUAAUCAUUUUGCUCCAGUUGGACAAUAUGGGCAGGUAGGUUUGAGUUUUAUGGGUACCACCUAUAUCCCCUCUGGGAAGCAAGCUGAUUGGAAAAAUCCUGCUUCGUCCACUGCCAUGCAUAUUGGUGAGGGAGACAUUAAUAAUGUGAAUAUGACUACUGUGCAGCGAAGUGCUCCCAUUACGGCUCCCAUUCAGCAUCUUGCCCCAGGAUCUCCGCUCUUGCCUAUGCCCCCACCAUUGCCCUUGUUUGAUGUAUCACCAUUCCCGACUGCCCCUGAUUUGCCUGUCCAAGCUCGAUGGGGGCACAUUCCUGCUUCACCACUUCAUUCGGUCUCUGUGUCUCGACCAUUGCCGCCACAAAUGGAAGGUGCAUUGCCUUCUCAAGCCAAUCACGGACACUCAAUCGACCAAUCAUUAACUGCUGACAGGUUCACAGAGUCUCGUACUCCUACAUCAUCAGAUAGUGGCCCAGUUUUCACUCCUGCUGCAGAUACAAAUGCUUCCCCAUUUCGUGCUGAAUUAGGGUUGGUGGAUUCAAUGAGAUCCAACACGGCCUCAUCAGGGCAGACUGCAGUACAGAGCAUGUCUGCAAGUGCAAAUGCUGAAUCUGGCAAGACCGAUACAAUUGACAGUGUGAAACGAUACCAGAGUGCGAGUUCUGUCAAGAAUCAAUUCCCUAAGAAGAAUUUGUCUGCCCAACAAGGUAAUACUACCGGCCUUUAUUAUCAAAGAGGCCAUGCGUCUCAAAGGAACAACACAGGAAAUGAAUUGCCUCAUCGUAGGAUGGGUUUCCAUGGAAGGGGCGGUGUAGAUAGAAAUUUCCCUGCUGCAAAGAUGAAACAGAUCUACGUGGCUAAACAGACCACUACUGGGAGUCCCUCCACAUGAGUCAAGAAGAUUGGGAAUUAUGGAUGUUAGAAGGUGCAUUUUCCAUGACUAACACCCGAUUUUGGGGUACAAACCCCUGCAGUUUUGGAGCUAUAUAGAAGAACAUAUUUUUGAUCUGUCGUGUCGUGGUCUGGCUGGUGAGUGGUGAGUGCUCCAUCCUAAUUUAAGCACUGAAGCUGCUAGAAAAGAAAUUGAUCACGAUGAAUGUGUGGCGAUCUGAAAUCGUGUUUGUUUUGACUGCCAGGCGACAUUUUUAUGUCUCGUUUUAAUUUGUUGAUUGAUGUACUGGCGUAUUCUAUUUAGUUAGUAUAUGAUUAAAGUAGUAUGAUUUUUGUCAAGCAUGAUGCUGUGGUUUUAGUAGGGGAAAUAUCAUAUUCAAUUACUACAUUAUCAUGUUACAUUUUUGCCCUUUGGGAUUUUGCUGAUUGCAUCAGAGAGUUCCAAUUCUCUGUUAAAUUAUUGUAAUAAUAUCAUGUAGUGGCUUUGGAGAUACAA
Salvia miltiorrhiza (redroot sage) is the source of this 8128-nucleotide messenger RNA. RefSeq lists its product as uncharacterized. The record is from RefSeq and is a predicted model, not a curated record. NCBI's taxonomy places the organism in Eukaryota, Viridiplantae, Streptophyta, Magnoliopsida, Lamiales, Lamiaceae. Bases 359 to 7633 code for a protein of 2424 amino acids. The transcript has 8 exons.